Molecule: messenger RNA, 3869 nt
Organism: Mizuhopecten yessoensis (Yesso scallop)
Lineage: Eukaryota; Metazoa; Mollusca; Bivalvia; Pectinida; Pectinidae
Product: WD repeat-containing protein 44-like
Exons: 20
Coding region: 180-2780 (866 amino acids)
Molecular function (GO): protein binding
Source: RefSeq, a predicted model, not a curated record
GUAAAUGUCAGAGGGUUCCGAAGCAAAAGAAGUAUGGCGAAGAGGGAGGAAGAAUAUCGACCAAAUUAGAGAUGUGUAACCAAAUUUGGUCAAUUUUACGAAUAUAUAUCUCUUAUUUAUUUUAACCAUUGUUUUGGUUUGUAAUAUGUUAUUCGUUUUCACCAAGUAAUCCAUUCAUCAUGUCGUCGGAUAGCGAGAUGGACGAGUUCUAUGAUGCUGAGGACAGCACCCCAAGAAAACCGUCACUGCCUUCGGGGAUGAAUAAUAUACCAGAAGAUUCAUUUGGAAUGAGUGAAUUGGAAGCAGAGGAGAGAAGAUUAUUAAAGUUGAAGAAAAUGCAAGAAGAAAAGAGAAUGAAGGAAGAUGAAGAAUACAUGAAGAGGCUGGAUAUGUUACGGAAAAAGAAAGAAGAAAAACAUUCGGUGAUUGAUAGCAAAAUAAAGGAGAACGAAAAGAGAAGGAAGCGGUUAGAGGAUCUCCGACAACGGAUGACAGAAGGCAAUGAUGCAGGUGUCUCGACAGGGAUGGGUGAUCUGAAGCUUUUUCAUGACUCGGACACAGACGACGAGAUGUUAAACACACCUGGUGAUGAAGACUCUGAUUCUUCUAAUGGAAAGUCACCUUCAUUUACAGCCACAAAAGAACUGGAAGCUGCAAAUCGUUUGUCUACACAAGAGUCUGAAAUAUUUAAAAGAAAAUCUAACGAUUACUCUGACAAUAUAACUACAUCUUUUCCUGAAAAAGAAAAGCCAAACAAACAGAUUCCACAUAUACAGGUGACAGAUGACCAUUUAGCUGUCAACUCUGGCUGUGUAACAGGAAGUGAUGUAAUUGUAGACGAGCUUCUCAGUGACGAUAUAAAUGAACCUGAUAUUGUACGGAGUACGAAAACUAGAACUCCACCCAGCACUUUGGUGGAAGGUGAUUUGCCAGAGCAGCCUCAACCAUCAGUUGUGGAACAACCGAGGGCCCCGCCUAGAAAGAAAAAGAAAGGAGAGCGCUCUAGUGGAGAGUUAGGUCAGGCUGGUGCCUCAGACUGGAGCUCUGGUCCAAACGGGCUGACACUACCCACCCCAACAUCUACUGUGGACAACCUGACUAAGGAACUAGAGUAUGCCCUCGACCUCCACAGUGCCCUGGAAGGGGCUCGACAUAUCAAUGCAGAGGAAGCGGAGCGUGAUGCUGUAAACUCUGAUCAUGAUUCCCCGCGUCAGAAAAGCGACAGUCUGCCGUCCUCUGUUGAUGGAGGUCCCUCAGGAUUAGACAGUGUUGAUGGGGCACAUCUUCGCUCCCAGGGGCACAGCUCUGUCCCAGAGGAAAGCCAACGGCCUCGAUCUAACUCGGGUAGACUACUCUCUGACAAGGAGAUCCUGCAGUCAAUCCGUGUGCUGAACCUUGACACGGGGGAGAGUGUUCCACUGAGCGUCGCCGAGGAGAAGAUACCUAAGGGACUUAACCCACUCGACCUUCAUCUCAUUAAGAGGACUAAGGAAUACCACAGCGAUGGCAGUCUGAAGGAUGAUCACCACCAUGACGAGCUCGACAAUGAGGACACACAAUCCUUGUCUGAGCAGUCUGGUGUGAAGAAAAAAGGAUCCCGACUGAGGAAAAUAAUUCGGCGAAGAGUUGGAAAAACAUUGAGUAAAGUCAAAACAAUGGCGGAUACAGUCUUACACAAUGACGAUGUAGCCGUAGAAGAGGAGGUCUCUGUUGAUGGUAAAAUCUUUAAGUUUGUGUAUCAGCGAGCAGACUACACAGAGGGACUUUUAAUUCGUGUUUCACCAGCAGCAUCUCAGGAAAGUCUCAACUCGGCCACAUCUGAAAGCUCAGCCUCAGAUUUACUGGCCUCGGGCAGUACCGAGGAGGAGUUAGCUCCAUUUAUGCCAAAGCCGUUCUGUACGUACCGGGGCCACUCGGCCGACCUUCUAGACGUUUCCUGGUCUAAGAAUUACUUUAUUUUGUCAUCUUCCAUGGACAAGACUGUCCGCCUGUGGCACAUAUCUCGGCGCGAGUGUCUUUGUACAUUCCAGCACAUUGACUUUGUAACUGCCAUUGUCUUCCACCCCAGGGAUGACCGGUACUUCCUGAGUGGGUCACUGGAUGGAAAGCUUCGCCUGUGGAAUAUUCCGGAGAAGAAAGUGACAAUGUGGAAUGAGGCCCAGAACUGUCUCAUCACAACCGCAAACUUCUGCCACAAUGGCAAAUUUGCCGUAGCCGGCACUUACGAUGGGAAAUGUAUCUUCUACACUACAGAGCAACUGAAGUAUUACACCCAGAUCCAUGUACGGUCUACACGGGGUAAGAAUGCCAGAGGACGUAAAAUCACAGGAAUUGAACCUCUACCUGGUGAAGAUAAGGUACUGGUGACCUCUAACGACUCCAGGAUUAGAAUGUAUGACCUUCGUGAUUUGACCUUGACCUGUAAAUACAAAGGAGGAGCCAACAACAGUAGCCAGAUCAAAGCCAGUUUCAGUCCCAAGUGCCGUUACAUUGUUUGUGGGUCGGAGGACCACUUUGUGUACAUAUGGAAGACCCAGCAUGAAUACUACAAGUUCUCGUCAGCUCGGCGAGAUCGUAAUGAUUACUGGGAAGCUCUUAAAGUACACAAUGCAGUAGUAACAGCAGCAGUGUUUGCCCCGAAUCCUUCCCUCCUGAUGGCACAGUCUGAAUCUCCCGCCAAGGAGGAGGAACGCACUGACCAGGUGCUCGUCACAGCGGACUUCUCUGGUGCUAUCAAGGUUGUACAGAACACUGGAGCGACAGCGCAACCGACAUGUUAGGGGACUGGUCAGAUGUUGUACAUAAUACUAGUGUGACCACUCAACCGAGACGUUCGGAGGCUGGUCAGAUGUUGUACAGAACACUAGUGUGAUCACUUAACUGGCUGGUCAGAUGUUGAUAACAUCGGUAUGAGAUGGUCAAAUGUUGUAGUAAACACAAUACUGACCAAUUCAGUUACUUGAGCGCAUCAGUUACAAACGGUCAAACAACGAUUGAGCACAGAUAUAAAGGUAGUGACCACUCAACUUCUUUAUCACACCAACGUAGACCCAGCUCAGCUUUUGAUCUUGUAGCAGUGGUGACUUAGUGACGGUCAAACUACAUGUACUGCCCUAGCGGACACAGCACUGCCUCAUUCAGUCACAUCCACGUUGUCAUCUGGUCAACUGGUUUAAUCUCGGUAGUGACCUGUUCAUCAGCUUUAUAGUGGAAAAAACAAUGGCAUUCUUACAGAAAAAAAACAGGUUGGUCAGAUAGGGAGGUGUCAACACAACGUUGAAUAAUGCAGCCAUUCUGAUUUAUUUGUGGUUAUGAUAUUGUCGGAAAUGAUCCUGGAACAUUUACAGAGAUUAUAAUGUCAUCAAUAUGAUAGAUUUACAUGUUUGUGUUUUCAGUAUAUUAGAAUAUAUGCAAGCUGCCUUGCUAGAGAUAUUUUCAGUCUGUGAUAUAUUGCUCAAUACAUUUUUUCGCAUGCCUUCAAUUCUUGCAAAUACUUGUAAUUAUAUUAAUAAUUCAUGGAUUUUUUCUCUCUCCGAAUUACGAAAAGAGGAAGCAAGUGGAUACUAGACCUUUUAAUUUCAUUAAAAAGGAAAAUUAAUAUCACAAAAUAUAAGCCUAGCAGUUUAUUUUUGGCAGAUUUGUUGUAUACCUUUAUGUGCAUAAUAUUUUAUCUUUCAUAUGAAAUGCUAUCUUGGUAUCCUUUCCAUUUUCAUAAUUCCAGGAAAAAAUGUCCCUUGAAAAUAUUACCUGUCCUGAAUGUAAAUUGUAGCUCUGAUUUCAAUGGCAUUUAUUGAGUGUUUAAUAUAAUAUGUAUUGCCGGUUAUUUUUAGCUCACCUGGUCCGACCGCAGCGUCUGUCGUCCGUUGUCC